GCAAGAUGGCGGAAGCGUGAACUCGUUGAGCUCAGUCGAGCGUCAAACAGUAGAGGAAAUAGUCACAUAGACGGUCUGUGCCACAAGAAUCAGCCAAGAUGGCUAUGGAAAAGCAGUACACGAUUAAGGAUACCCAUUCCAGAGCAAUCACGGCAUUGGGGUACCAUCCGCUGAGACGUGAAAUUCUUGCUGGGUGCGAAGAUGGUUUCAUAAAAACUUGGGAAGCGGAGAGUAGUUUACCUGUGAUGUCUUCUCAUGAACACCAAGGCUGGGUCACUGAUUUCUUGUAUUGGACAGAACCUAAGUUAUUAUUUUCUUCUUCUAAUGAUGGGUCUAUAAUUGCCUGGGCAUCAGGAGGAGGUGUACAUGACAAAAUGGAGCUUGGUGCACCUGUGUACACGAUAUCUAUGAAUUAUAAACGGCAUCAAUUAGUGUGUGGUUUCAACGCAUCCCUGAAAGUAUAUGAAUUAGACGAAAAUAAAGAAAGUGGUCAUGUUAUAGAUUUGAAGUCGGCAAUCGAGUGCGAAGAGACCCAGCAUACUGAUAUAAUACGAUGUGUUCUAUGUAACGAAUCACGAAUAUAUUCUGCCGGAUAUGAUGGCUGUACGAGUAGACGACAUGUUAUUGUUUGGAAGUACAAUCCUUCUGGUUGUAUCACAGCAUUGCAAUGUAGACAUAAUGUUGACAGUUUGACUUAUACUUCUAAGGCUCCAAUUUUAAUCUUUAAUGGAGGCAGUGAUGGCAAUGUUCAUAAAUGGGAAAGACUACAAUCAAAUCAUUUUAUGUAUAGUAAAGAAACUUUUCCAUUGGGAGAUGCUAAAAGUAAAGUGAUACAAAUCAAAAACAUUUUGAAGAAAGAAUCAGAAGGGCAGCAGAGACCAAAAACGGCGCCGACCAGAUCUCACCAAUCACGGGCCACCAGUUACUAUACAUUUAAUAAGCCAAUCAUGCCUGCUUCUAGAACUCAUCAAGCUAACGUUGCACAUCUGAAAUCAAUAUUUGUGGAAACUCUAGAUCUCUUACUUGUUGCUUCCGAAGACAGCAAUAUUUAUGUUUGGGGGUUUGAUGACGAUGCCGUCAAUGCUUUACAGCACAUGAAACCUGAAGGCCAAGAAGAUCUUAUAAAAAAAUAUGGUAUUUUACUUCCAAGAGACUCUCUGUUACUGCCACGUAAAACGCUACUUAGGAAAAACUAUUUAAAUGCAAUACACAAUGGUCAGGAGAAUGACUCUGUGACGAAUCGAGUAGCUGGGUUUGUUUGUAAGAAUGUGUUAAUGGCUCAUCACAGCGUUGUUACCUGUAUGGCUGUGGUGCCAAAAGAAUGUGGAUUUAAGACAUCGUAUAUGAUAUCUGGUGGUUGGGACAGAAGAAUUUGCAUAUGGGAUUUAGAGAAAGGAUUAUUACAUGAUUGCUUCCGUAAUACCAAUCCUGGAUCGUUUGAUAAAUUAGAGUUGGCAUGUGAUGGUAUCAUUAUCGACAUGGAUUACUCUCCUAAACGCAAUGAGUUUGCCUAUGCCUCCAGUGACAAAAUGGUUUAUAUUCGUAAGUUUAGCGAAGAUGGACGAAAGAUGACACUAUGUAAUACACUGCAGGGCCAUUAUGGCGAAAUCACGCAAGUCAGAUGGAAUCCCAUAAAAAACACUUGGAUUACAGGUUCUGAGGAUGGUACCAUUAGAAUAUGGUCAGAGGACGGUAUGAAUUGUGAGCAGGUAUUAGCAACUCAUGGCACUGUGACUGCACUUUGUAUUGAUAAUAUAAAUGGUGCAAUCAUUGCAGGUGUUGGCAACAAUGUC
Saccoglossus kowalevskii is the source of this 1793-nucleotide messenger RNA. RefSeq lists its product as uncharacterized. The record is from RefSeq and is a predicted model, not a curated record. Gene Ontology annotation, cellular component: nucleolus. Gene Ontology annotation, biological process: ribosomal large subunit assembly. Lineage: Eukaryota; Metazoa; Hemichordata; Enteropneusta; Harrimaniidae. Gene Ontology annotation, molecular function: protein binding.